Camellia sinensis is the source of this 6477-nucleotide messenger RNA. Lineage: Eukaryota; Viridiplantae; Streptophyta; Magnoliopsida; Ericales; Theaceae. The record is from RefSeq and is a predicted model, not a curated record.
GGGCGAAAGAGAUAUGGAGAGAGAAAGUAAAAAGCAUAAGAUAAAGUCAGAGAGAGAGAAAGAGAGAGAGAGUUUUAUAAUAGUUGUUUUGUCUGUGGGGAAUGAAAAUGAAAGCCUUGCCGGGAAGGUUGGGUAUGAAAAGUGAAAUGGUGGUGUUGUUGGGUUCGAAGAAGAAGCAGAACAAGAGAGAACAGGACCUGUUUUUCGAGAUUAGAGCCACAAACGCAACCUCCUCUUCCGUACUCUUCCUUCUCCAACUUUUCCUUCUCAUCCUAUUCAUCCUUUAAUAAAUCUCUCUCUCUCUCUCUCUCUCUCUCUCUAUAGCUCUAACCCCUUUUCUGUAUUGAAUUCUACUUGCUAAAUCUCUUGUUAUACACAUGUAAUAUCAGUAAUCGCAUCAAUUUGUUCCCCUUUUUUCACUUGAUUUCAAGGGUUUUUUUUUCUGACCCUUUUUCCAUUUCAAAUUCACUGAAUUCAGCAGUUAGUUGUAGUAGUUGUUGUUGUUGUACUUGGUGUUGGUGGGUAGGGUUUAUUUUCUGUCAUAUCGAUUAAAUUCUCGACUUUAGAGGAUUAUAGUUGCAAUUUUAUCUAUCAUGUCGCUUAUAGAGGAUCUUGUUUCUGUAGUCUUGAUGUUUUUGGGAUCGGGUAGUGGGGUUUAGGGUUUGGUAGUCUCACGCAGAUCAUAAAACCAAAUAAAUAAGAGAAAAAUUAACGGGUCAUUGUUGUUGUUUGGAUUACGUUUUGGUGUAAACGCAAAAUCCAAUCUUUUGUGAAUUUAAUUGUACCCAUCAAUUCCCUCCUUUGAGAAUUUGUGAUUCCAGGGGGAGUUUAGAUCCUUUCACUGUCCUUACCUAAAAUAGCCACAAAAAAAAAAUCAAAAUCAUUUGUAAUCAUGACCCACCUUUUUUUUCUUGUUGGGUUUCAUAAUUUUCUAUUCUGUUAAUCAGGGUUGUUUUUUAUACCAGAGGAAUCAGAUAAAUUUGGUUUAGUAGUUGUAAUUUUUUUUUUGUUAAUUUCAAUUUUAUAUUAGAAGAAGAGGGAUUCAGUUUUUGUAUUGAGGAGGGGUUGGUUUUUUCUAUGGGAAUACCUGAUAGUUCUCUACUAGAUUUGAUAGAGAACGUUAGGUCUAGGAUUUCUUGGGGAACAAGUGAUUUGACUUCUUUAUCCAGCGAAUUUGAGAUGCCUGAUAACAAUUGCGGAAUGUGUUGCAAGUGUGAAUUGAACUUUGCAGACACUUGCUAUAAGUUCCAUUGCCAAGGAUGUGGUAGGAUGUUGUGUGUGGAUUGUGUACGUGCCUAUGGUUCUUUGGAUGUUGUGUCAGGUGAUGCAAAAAGCAACGUGGGUACUCAGGUUGUUAUUAAGUCUUGCAAGUUUUGUUCAGAGAUUAGUAUUAGGAAUGAAGGGGAACGAAAGUAUAGUGAUAAAAUCUAUCCUUCUGAGUCUCCCAGACAGAGCCCUGAACCUCCAUCGCCGAGUUUUAGUGGUGAAAGGUUGGAUGGUUAUUCCCCCCAUGCUUUGACCAGAAGCAGUUUUACUUCAUUUACUGAUCAUUCCUCUUCAGUCUCUGUUCGUCGCUCGUCAAGCAGGAGUGAUGAAGAAAAGGCUGAGGAUUCUGCAGGAUACUUUUGCAGCCCAUCCAGUGAAUACUAUAAUGACACUUCGGAUAUAGAUGCAAGUAGCAUUAGUGCUAGACAUGAAUUUUACAGUUAUAAGUCAGUGGGAUCAAGUCCUUCUGACAGCCCCUCUAGGAUUUCCAAUAGAGUUGGCCAUUCUGUACAGCAGAAAGAAGUGGGAACUCCGAGGUCUCAUAAUGAUGUUCCCUUUGAUCAAGACAAAAUGGCUGUUAUAAGCAGGCCAAUGAGAGGGACUGAGGAUACAGAAAUUACUGAUGAUUUGUCAAUAUUUCGGGACGAAUGUGACACGUUGCAAAAGCCAUUGGAUUUCAAAAACAAUGGUCUAAUUUGGUUCCCUCCACCACCUGAUGACGACAAUGAUGAAUCAGAAAGUAAUUUAUUUGCUUAUGAUGAUGAGGAUGAUGAGAUUGGAGAAUCAGGUGUGGCGUUUUCAUCCAGUAGUAGCCUUGCUAGCAUUGCGGCAAAGGAUAGACAAAAUGGGGGCCAUGAGGAAUCUCUGAGAGCUGUGGUACAGGGGCAUUUUAGGGCUCUUGUGUUACAAUUGUUACAGGGGGAGGGUUUCAAGGUGGGCAAAGAAAGCAGCACAGAAGACUGGCUUGACAUUGUUACCGCAAUAGCAUGGCAAGCUGCAAAUUUUGUCAGACCAGAUACUAGCAGAGGGGGCAGUAUGGAUCCCGGAGAUUAUGUAAAGGUUAAGUGUAUAGCAUCAGGAAGUCCUCAUGAGAGCACACUUGUUAAAGGAAUAGUUUGUACAAAGAAUAUUAAACACAAGCGCAUGACUUCACAAUACAAAAACCCCAGAUUACUUCUUUUAGGAGGAGCACUUGAGUACCAUAGGGUUCCUAAUCAGCUCUCUUCUUUUGAUACAUUACUGCAACAGGAAAUUGAUCAUCUGAAGAUGAUUGUGUCAAAGAUAGAGGCACACAGUCCAAAUGUGCUGCUUGUAGAAAAAAGUGUAUCUUCAUAUGCCCAACAGUAUCUGUUGGAAAAGGAGAUCUCUUUAGUGUUGAAUGUUAAAAGGCCAUUAUUGGAGCGCAUAGCGAGGUGCACUGGUGCUCUUAUAACUCCGUCAAUUGAUGCUAUUUCUGCGACACGGUUGGGACGUUGUGAAAUCUUUCGGUUGGAAAAGGUAUCUAAAGCGCUUGAGAAAGCCAAUCAAUUCAAGAAGCCCUCAAAAACCUUGAUGUUUUUUGAAGGUUGUCCUAGGCGUUUAGGUUGCACGGUACUGCUGAAGGGCUCGUGUUAUGAAGAACUGAAGAAGGUCAAGCAUGUUGUUCAAUAUGCAAUUUUUGCAGCUUAUCAUUUAUCCUUGGAAAGUUCCUUCCUUUCUGAUGAGGGUGCUAGUCUUCCCAUAAUGACAACGAAGCCUUCAAUUUCCAUACCAGGGAGGACAACAGCUAAUAAUGCCAUUUCAGUUAUCCCUAAUUCUGACCAAGAUAUUAAUGAAGAAUUUGUUGGUCUCAAUUCGGAUUCUGGAUUGCAGGAAUUAUCGUAUGAGCAUUGUAAUCCUGGUCAUGAUUCAUUUACCACCUCGAUGGAGUGUAGAGUUGGAUAUGUACCUUCUGGUACAUGCAAUGAUAAUAUAGUAUCUAAUGUGGCUUUGGAGGAUAUAAAGGACCCCAGCGUGCUUCCUUCUGGGAUUGUAAAUUAUACCCGUCAGGAAUUGGAGAUCACAGGUCAAGAUGAGAGGCCACCAAGGGAAGCUUAUGAACUUAAACGGCCCGACAGGGUUGAUGAUAAUGAAGCCUCGAGUAAAUACUAUUCAGCAACAGACAGUCACCAGAGCAUAUUGGUAUCCUUUUCUAGCCGUUGUGUGCUAAAUGGAACUGUGUGUGAGCGCUCUCGACUCCUUCGCAUCAAGUUCUAUGGCUGUUUUGAUAAGCCACUUGGGAAGUAUCUUCGCGAUGAUCUGUUUGGUCAGACAUCUAGCUGCCGAUCUUGUAAAGAACCAACUGAAGCCCAUGUCUUAUGCUAUACUCAGCAGCAGGGAAACCUGACAAUAAAUGUUAGAUGCCUUCCCUCUGUGAAGCUACCUGGGGAGCGUGACGGGAAGAUAUGGAUGUGGCACCGAUGCCUUAAGUGCGCACAGAUAGAUGGAGUUCCACCAGCAACCCGGAGAGUGAUUAUGUCACAUGCUGCUUGGGGACUUUCCUUCGGAAAGUUUUUAGAACUUAGUUUUUCAAACCAUGCGACUGCUAAUCGUGUUGCAAGCUGUGGUCAUUCUCUGCAAAAGGACUGCCUCCGUUACUAUGGGUUUGGGAGUAGGGUUGCGUUCUUUCGUUAUUCUCCUGUUGAUGUUCUUUCUGUCCGCUUGCCACUAUUAAUGCUGGAGUUCAAUGGCCAUGUUCAACAGAAUUGGAUAAGAAAAGAGGCAGCAGAGUUUCUGAGUAAAAUGGAAGCCCUGUAUGCAGAGUUAUCGGUUGUACUUGACAGCAUUGAACAGAAAAAUAUGUCCUUGGAACAUGAAAAAUCUGAUGCAAGUGAGCUAGAUAACCACAUCAUGGAGUUAAAAAGCCUUUUAAUAAAAGAGAGGAAUGAUUACAAGGAUUUGCUUCUACCAGCUGGUGAAGAGACUUCACCAUUUGAUCAGACAUCUGUGGACAUUCUUGAGCUUAAUCGCUUGAGGCAUUCCCUUGUAAUUAGUUCACAUGUUUGGGAUCGUCGGUUCUAUUCUUUGGAUUCCCUUCUUACAACAAGGAGUUUUAGUUCCAAGGAUGCAAAGGAUACUACAUCUUAUGCUGAGCUGAAAGACUGGAGAAGUGAGUCGUGUUCUAAGGAUGGCAGUCCGGAACGUGGUCUUGAAGAAAGUGUGCUGGAGUCUUCACAAUCACAAGAGUUCUGCAAGAAUGGUAUACAGCCAAAUCAGAAGUGUGAGCCUAACUUGCCAUCUGAGCCUGGUGUUCCAGAAGAAUCCAUGUCAACCUCAGGUCAGUAUUACAAACAUGAAGAAUUACACUCUAAUGGGGAAAUUAUGGUUGGUACGACCUCCUCAGAUACAAUCCCCUCACCUUCCACCAAUCUGUCUGAUAAAAUAGAUUCUGCAUGGACUGGAAAUGAUCAACUUAUGUUGGGAACAGAUACCCGACGGGCAGAUGGACCUCAGGUGAUAAAUCAAACAGGCAAUCCAACUCUUAGAAAGCUAACGACUCCGGCAAGAGGGUAUUCUUUUGACUCUGCUGUGAGACUUCAAGAAAGAAUUAGGAAAGGAUUUCCCCCAUCUUCAUUGCAUUUGUCAACACUUGGAUCUUUUCAUGCUUCUGGAGAGUACAGGUGUAUGGUUAGAGAUCCAGUUUCUAAUGUACAGAGGACUUACUCUCAAGUUUUACCCAUGGAGGCCCAGAAGUUAAAUCUCUCACUCAAUUCCACAUCCACAUUUAUCUCUUCUGCAUCCCUUAUGUCUGAUGGGGAACGAUUGCUGCUUCCACAAACUGGCCAAAAUAAUCUAGUUGUUGUUUAUGAUGAUGAACCUACUAGCAUAAUAUCCUAUGCCCUCAGUUCCAACAAAUAUGAGGAUUGGAUUGCUGACAGGCCGAGUGGGCAUGAAAGAAGCAGUGAUAAGCCGAAUAGGCAUGAAGGAAAUUCUUCAGCUUCUACAUUUUCCAAGUGGCAGUCUUUUGGAUCUCUGGAUUUGGAUUACAUCAUCAAUGGAAGUUAUGGAUCUGAAGAUGCUUCAUUGAUAAUUACUGUCUCAUCUACAGAUCCUAAGAAUUCUUCCCAUCUGAAAAUUUCUUUCAAAGACGAGUCUUUAAUUGGUGGGGGCAAAGUGAAGUUUUCAAUCACCUGUUAUUUUGCAAAGCAGUUUGAUGCUCUUAGAAAGCAAUGCUGCCCCAGUGAAGUGGAUUUUAUACGUUCCUUGAGCCGCUGCAAGAGAUGGAGUGCUCAAGGGGGAAAGAGCUAUGUGUACUUUGCGAAGUCUUUGGAUGAAAGAUUUAUAAUUAAACAAGUCCAGAAGACUGAGUUGGAUUCUUUCGAGGAAUUUGCACUGGAGUACUUUAAGUAUUUGACAGGUUCUCUCAGCUCGAGAAGUCCUACCUGCCUUGCUAAAAUUCUUGGUAUUUAUCGGGUCACUGUCAAACACUCAAAAGGUGGCAAGGAAACAAAAAUGGAUCUGAUGGUUAUGGAAAACGUAUUUUUCAAAAGAAGUAUCUCGAGGGUCUAUGAUCUUAAGGGCUCUGAGCGGUCUCGUUACAAUGCGGAUACAACAGGGACAAACAAAGUACUGCUAGAUAUGAAUCUUCUAGAAACACUUCGUACACAACCCAUUUUUCUUGAGAGCAAGGCCAAAAGAAUCUUAGAGCGAGCUAUUUGGAAUGAUACAUCUUUUCUAGCGUCUGUUGAUGUGAUGGACUAUUCUUUGCUGGUUGGGGUGGAUGAGGAGCGGAAGGAGCUGGUUGUAGGGAUCAUUGAUUUCAUCAGACAAUAUACAUGGGACAAGCAUUUGGAGACAUGGGUUAAGGCAUCUGGCAUACUUGGAGGCCCCAGGAAUGCUUCCCCAACCAUUAUUUCUCCCAAACAAUACAAGAAAAGAUUCCGGAAAGCAAUGACAUCCUAUUUUCUUACAGUACCUGAUCAAUGGUCAUGGUAGAUGAUGAACUACUAAUGCAUCAAUCAUUACAUUCUUCAAGUUUUUACAAGCAUAGUGUCUGUUGAUUAAUAAAGAAAAAGGAAGAUAAUUGUUGCGGAGAAGUGUAGAGAGAGAGCCCUAGCAGUGUUUUUGUUGUUUUUGGGUCUGGGCAGAAUUAUCCCAGGGAAAAAGAAGUUUAUUAGUGAAAUUUCUUUGUAAUAUGUGUACAUUGUGCACAGUUGCUCUUGAAGAAAAUUUCUUUACAUGACAUUUUGUAGA